AACGAAUAGUUAGCGCGAUUGAAAAAAUCUAUAACGUUAUAAAGGCGGUUCCGAGGAUUCUAGCCAUGAAGAGGGAAGUAGCUACGCUGGGUCAAGUCAUAGCACUCCCAAGUAUAACAAUACGCACCAAAUAGAACCGAACAUGGCGCCACCGCAGCGAGCACCGGUGGCCCCAUUCCAAAGCUGUCACGUGUCAAACUACGUGCACGUUCCCGAGAACAGCUUCAGAUACCCUCCCCCAACCCCUAACAUACCACAGCAAGAAUUCAAUCCACCAUCGAUUCUGAACACAGUGGCAUCUCCUGACUUGGGCUAUUUUGACUCUUCACCGAGUCCGUUUUCUGACUUUACACCAUUUUUCGGUAAUUUUGAUCAGAAUGAAAAUGCUGAUGACAUUUUCUAUGAGCAGCCCCUUGCUGCUACCGUGGAGGAAAUCCCGUAUGAGACACCGGAACCGGCGCACUACAUGCCGUCCCAAUAUUCAGGGCCAACAGAUUUUUUCACACCAAAUCUGUACCCACAACCGAGCACUAGUACUUACACCUGCGGAACUAAACGACCUAAUGAGUUUGACGAUUUUGAGGUUGCUUACAAAAAGAAGGUGACAGAAACCGAAGUAUUCCGAACGAAUGAACAAAGUUCAGACUCAGGAUCACCAUUGGAAGCGUUAUUUAACGAGUCAUUUUUGGACAGUGACCAAAUAGAAUCGGCAUUAAAUUCAUUGGACGAUUUCGAUCCAUCAUUUCUAGAUUUAUUGAAUUCAACGGACGUCCAAGACGUUUUGGGACAGAUUGAGAAAGAAGCAGAAGAAGAGGGGCAGAAGCUACCAGUUUUUGAUUUAUCAGAUUAUGAAUAAGUUUUUAAAAACAAAACUUUCUGGUAACGUUUUGUAAUUAAUCUACUCAAGUGGUAGAUGAAUCAAAAUUGAUAUUUUGUUCAAUGUUCAGUUGAUUCUGUUGAAAGCAGUUGUAUGUAGCGCUCUGUGGUGAAGAAGGAGCCACCCAAAGAACCCUACACCAACCGCUUCAAUCGUCACCAUUUUGUCUCGGACAUAUUUCGAUACGAUUUUCUGAGACCUAAGUACUUCUUGUACCUUAAUUUCAAAGUUAAAUUGCAAAGAUCUCGGAAAAUAUAUUAUGUCGUUUUAAUUUAUAUUAUUAAUGGUAGAUGUUAAGAAAUAUCUGUAGCUAGUUGUAGGGCUGUAGUUGUUAGAGAAAUGGAUUUAGUGUCAUUCACAUUUAAUAUCAAGAUGUCAAAAUUACGGGUCCUCAUAGUCACUUUUAAGAGUAAUAAGUGUCUAAAUGGUAAGCAAAUUAAAAUAUAGCAUUGGCAUUUAGUUUGUGAAUAAAGCGUUGUUUUCAUUAUCAGCUCAGCGGUUUCACUAAAUGCAGGGUUAUUGAAUUUUAAACAGUGAAUCAACUAUAAGACGGCGUAGAGUUACUGGGUCUCAACAACAUGUUUAAAGAAGUAUAACGUAAUGAAUAACCCUGCGUCCAUCAAUAUUCAUUAGCCCAGGGAGUAACUGGUUUGUUUUAAACAAGUGAUCCGAAAUGGACACUUUAAUAUACUUAAGUUUAUUGUUCUUAUAUUAUAUCCAUGUUAUGAGUAGUGGUAGCUAUAUCGUUAGUGUACACGUAGCUAUGUCGAACAGUUUCGACAAAAUUACUUGUUUAAGAUUAUUCUAAGCUAUGUAAGUGUAAACGCAGAAUUUGAUUUGAUUAGCCGCUUGCGCUUUGCCAGAGCACGCGUACAGAACUAUAGCAGGCAAAAUGUUUCGUUAAGAAACCUUAAUUAUAUCUAUAUUGCCAAAGUUAAACAAAAAAAAAAUAAACUUAAAAAAACUAGUCACGUCAACCAGUUUGUCACGACAACUUCGUUAAAUAUAGACAAAGUUCGAAAGUGAAACAAAACUUGACAUAGUCCAUGUUUUUCGUGUAACACAUAACUUAGAAAUAUCUUAUUUUGACGUAUCGCAAGACUGAAUAAUUUUAAUUGUUGGCUUCAAAACAUUAUGUUAAAGUUUAAGUGAUUUGUUUAGAUUUAUAUUUCAGCAUUUUGUAGUUGUUUUUUUGAUUUUUAUUACCUUUUUAUAAAACCCUGAGGGGAUCAUGAUUUUCUAUUGUUAUCGUCUAUUUGGGCAUCAUUGAAUCUUUUGAUGAUAGGUAAGAUAAGAUGAAUAUCUUUGUGUAGCUAGAAAGUUUAACACUAAUCAAUGAUUUUAAAUCUGUAGAAUGUUCAAGAGAAGUCGGUUUCUAAUGAUGCUUAAAUAGACUCAGAAACCUUUUGUAAAGGUUGCCAUGUAUCUGCCUGUCACAAUACAUCAGAAGGAGCAACUGCUUUACAUGUACCUAUAUCAAAGCUUCGUUUCUUCGCAUAAUUUCGAAUAUAUUCAUAAAAUUAAUACUCCAGCUAGACUAGUGGGUAGAGCCAGUCAGUACCGAAAAUUGACUUUAAAAUUGCAUUUGACACUAGGUAGUGACUUUGAACUUAUCAUUGUAGGUACCUACGUAAUUUUAUUCUUCUUGUGUGCACACCAAUAUAUAAAGUUUUGGUCAUAGAAGUGCAUAAGAUCUCAUCAAUCUACAUAAUAUAGUGCUUGUAUAUAAACGAGUUUGUUUGUUUGUCGUGCGGUAAUGCAACUACAGGUCGGAUGAUUAAAUGUUUUUGCAUUUGAUAGCCUAAUUAUAGAGGUCACGCUAUCAUCACGCUACGUCACAUGAACUUAGCGUAGACUUGAAAUCGCGAGGCAAAGCUAAGUUUCCAGUAGAUUCUUAGAUAUGGAAAACAAAAUGUAGUUUGAACUCUCAACGUUUUACAAAUAUUGUAUUGCGACAAGGCCUAAGUAGCCACGUGGCCAUAUAUUGUAAUCUCGUCAUUUAAAAGUAAAUAAUUCUUAUAGUGGAAUGUAAGUUUUCAAUAGAUAGUGCCAAUUACUGUUGUCUGUACCUGCUUUUAUUUGUCGAUCGAUUUAUUCAUUAAUUAGAUAAGUUCUUAAUAAUUAUAUUUUAUGUUAUCUUUUUGUUAUUCUGUAUAACUUAUGGUUUUCUCUUAAAAGUGGUCGUUUGCAACUUGAUUUAUUAUAAAUGGUACCGAAUGUCUAAACUGUUUUUGGCACUAAACCACAAGACGAAAAUUGUUCGUCUGUUAUUAUAUCUUAGUGUAUUUCACUAUUUUUUAAAUGUUUAUCUAGUAGAAACACUUUUAAUAUAGAGUGAUUAGAACAACUCUCUCAAUCUAAGUGGAUAUUAAAUACUUUUUAAAUAUUAACUAUGAAAUUAAAUGUGCAUAGGUAAUGCCCAUUUGGCAUAAACAUUAAAAUUUUAUUCUCAAUUAGUACCUAAAAGUCAUUUUUAACUCACAGAUUUCAAUCAAAUGUAUCAAUUUUGAAACUAGAUGUUUGUGAUUGUUCUUUUUUUCUAAUUAAAAUGCUAAGAUGGAAGUCGAUUUAAGUUUAGGGCUAUGGGUGAGCCCAAAUUUUAUGAUAUUUACGUAGAAAUGUACCCAUAUUCACCACAGGUAACGAAGGGGAUGCACUUUUCCAAUCACUUGUUUUACGAAUCAACAAAUAAAGUUAUCUUUGAUAUGCAGACAAUAAACGAAAUUCUCUUACUCAUGUUGACAUGUUAUCUUUAACACCUGACAAAGAUUUCAUUUAGAAAUCUUUUUUUUUUGACGGGGUAAUAUCAUCCUAGAGGAAGUAUCAAACUCUUACUGAGUGGACUAAAAUCUACCCCGUUCCUUCUCCUGCUUUGAGCCGGAGCCCCAGUAUCAUGUUACGUUGUCCGCAGCUCAGGUCAUUUGGAAAUCUUGUGAUUGGAUAAGAGAUCCUCUGGAUAUCCUCCCGUAUAGUAACUUCAUACUGUAAUAAACCAUCGCUGAUAUUAUUGGAAUCAUACUUUUCGAACAAUGUAGUAAUAGUUAUCAUUAAGAAGUUUUCAAAAAUAUAUAUUAUGUAUAAAUAUUAAUAGUUUUGGACAUUUGGGCAAACAUAACAUCUUUGUUGAUUGACCAUUCAAUUGUUUCCUCACAGCAGGAAACCAGGGAAAGAGAAAGCUUUAAAAGAGGAUUUGGACUGUCGAAAUUAUUCGAAAAUAUAAGACAAGUAGGUAUUUGGGAAAUUAUACAACCUUUUGAUAACAUUUGGAAGUGAUUUUUACGAAAAUGUUACACAGAUAGCGAAGAUUUCGAUCGAAUUCGACGAAUCAAAAUAUUUUCGUAAGUAAAUUGGAAAACGAGUUAUAUAAAUUAGUCGAACUGUGGAAAUAUGGAAGUCUGAAUUGAAAGUGACAUGUUAUUUGAAUGAUUAUCUUAAUUCACAUAAUAUACUACCUGCAUACCAUUCACUUGUAGCUACGUAUCCGCAAUAGUUUGUCAGAGUUCAUCAGGCACUUUAUUAGAUGAUUGUUAAUGUCAAAGCAACAUUGUAAUUUGUAACCUUUCAGUCAAUACAGUAAUUUGUGGGUAGUUAAUAAAUAAUAGAAAACAA
Spodoptera frugiperda (fall armyworm) is the source of this 4486-nucleotide messenger RNA. RefSeq lists its product as uncharacterized. NCBI's taxonomy places the organism in Eukaryota, Metazoa, Arthropoda, Insecta, Lepidoptera, Noctuidae. The coding region runs from base 143 to 856 and encodes 237 amino acids. The transcript has 3 exons. The record is from RefSeq and is a predicted model, not a curated record.